Monosiga brevicollis MX1 is the source of this 363-nucleotide messenger RNA. RefSeq lists its product as uncharacterized. The annotation marks the transcript as partial. The transcript is spliced from 4 exons. Gene Ontology annotation, biological process: electron transport chain. Lineage: Eukaryota; Choanoflagellata; Craspedida; Salpingoecidae. The record is from RefSeq and is a predicted model, not a curated record.
GCACAGUCGACGGCGCCUUUGGAUACCACGCCUCCGACCUUGCUGCGUGAUCGUCUGGUCCGCAUCACUCGCCCCGCGCGCAACGUGAUGCAGUCGGGUGACUACAAGCUCGACACUUGGGUCAUCAGCUGGGACACGCAGGAGCGCUGGGUCAACCCUCUGAUGGGUUGGGCCUCGACGGCUGAUCCCAUGUCCAACGUUGAUGUCAAGUUUGAUACCAAGGAGGAGGCCAUCCGCUUCUGCGAGCAGAAGGGCUGGACCUUUUAUGUGCACGAGCCUUAUGUCAAGAAGAAAUUCCGCAAGGUCAGUAACUAUGGCAACAACUUUAGCUGGGACAAGCGCACACGCAAGAACACCAAGUAA